Messenger RNA from Penicillium macrosclerotiorum, 2115 nucleotides. RefSeq names its product bifunctional K:H/Na:H antiporter NHX1. Gene Ontology annotation, cellular component: fungal-type vacuole membrane; early endosome; late endosome. Bases 1 to 2115 code for a protein of 704 amino acids. Lineage: Eukaryota; Fungi; Ascomycota; Eurotiomycetes; Eurotiales; Aspergillaceae. The transcript has 5 exons. The record is from RefSeq and is a predicted model, not a curated record. Gene Ontology annotation, biological process: sodium ion transport; vacuolar acidification; proton transmembrane transport. Gene Ontology annotation, molecular function: sodium:proton antiporter activity.
AUGGCUGGUCAACUCAUGGGCGAAGCGUUCCACGCUCUGCUCCGACGAGCGGCGGAAGAUACUGAUCCCGAUGAUGCCCCCGAGGCAGGCUCUAAGGAGAUUACAAGCUCCUGGGCGCUGUUUAUCAUGAUCAUGCUGUUGAUGUUUGCCCUGUUUACGAGCUACAUCCUCCAGCAGCGGAAGAUCCAAGCUGUCCACGAAACAGUCCUAUCAAUUUUUGCCGGCAUGUUUGUCGGUCUGAUUAUCCGACUCACGGGCUCCAGCCUCCAGGACAGCGUCGCCUUCGACUAUCAGUUCUUCUUCAACCUUCUCCUUCCUCCAAUCAUCCUCGCCUCGGGCUACGAACUCCACCAGGCGAAUUUCUUCCGCCAUAUCGGCACGAUCCUCACCUUCGCUUUCGCUGGUACCUUUAUUUCGGCCAUCGUCCUGGGCCUCGUUCUCUUCCUAUGGACACGGAUCCCGCUGGAUGGCCUGAACAUCUCCUUUGUCGAGGCUAUUUCCGUCGGCGCCACCCUCUCCGCGACAGACCCGGUCACCAUCCUGGCCAUCUUCAACCUCUACAAGGUCGAACCGAAACUGUAUACCGUGAUUUUCGGUGAGGCGCUUCUUAACGAUGCGAUUGCCAUCGUUCUCUUCGAGACUGCGCAGAAGUAUGCAGAGUCGGAGGCUAGCUCGCUAACCUUUUUGAAUCUGUUCGAGGCUAUCGGGCUGUUCUUGCUCGUCUUCUUUGGCAGUAUGUUGGUCGGUAUGUUGGUUGGUAUUGCUACCGCUCUGGGACUCAAGUACACGCAUGUGCGGCGCAUGCCGAAGAUCGAGAGCUGUUUGAUCGUGCUCAUUGCUUACGCCAGCUAUUUCUUUUCUAAUGGCGUGCAUCUUUCUGGCAUUGUGUCCCUCUUGUUCUGUGGAAUCACUCUCAAACAUUACGCUUACUAUAAUAUGUCGCGCCGCACCCAACUAACCACCAAGUACCUUUUCCAGGUCAUGGCGCAGCUGUCAGAGAACUUUAUCUUCAUCUAUCUGGGACUGGACCUUUUCGUUGAGUCGCAUCUUCAAUUCAACCCUCUGUUCAUUUUUGUGGCAGUUCUUGGCAUUUGUCUUGCACGCUACCUAGCUGUCUUCCCUCUGUCCAAAGCCAUCAAUUGGUUCAUUCGGUACCGAGCCCGGCGUCGCGGCGUGGAAGUCGCGGACGAAUUGCCUUUCGCUUAUCAAGCAAUGCUUUUCUGGGCCGGCCUUCGUGGUGCUGUCGGUGUUGCCUUAGCCGCAGGUCUCUCCGGCGCCAAUGGGCCCACGCUACGUGCUACGGUCCUGGUGGUCGUUGUGCUGACCGUGAUCAUUUUUGGAGGCACCACUGCCCGGAUGUUGGAGAUCCUAGGUAUUCGGACUGGUGUUGUCGAGGAGGUUGACUCCGACGACGAGUUCGAUAUUGAGGUAACUCAUGGAGGUACCUAUUACAAACGUUCCGACACUGCUCUGGGCUAUACUCCGCGCCGAGCCGACUUCACCAUUCCUCUCGACGGAGUCACAAACCCUCCACGCAAUGGCCAAGGCGUCCGCGCUGACAGCUAUUCCACUGGCAAUAGCCGCCGUCCAAGCCCGCCUCAGGGCCACACUCGAAUGUACUCUGCGGCGUACAGCCCCAAGGACGCCCAAUCGCGUCGUGAUCGCUCAUCGACUGCCACACUCCUCAACGGGGGCGGCGUCGGGCCUAGUAGUCGCAGCAUCAGUAGUGGUAACGGCAGCGACGACGAAUUCGGUCUGCCCCCCAGCGGGAAAGGCCGCUCGAACCAAGUUGCCCAUCCGGACGAGUUCGACCUUGACUUGGAUGGCAUAUCUGACGAUGAUCUUCCCCCCGCUGCGAGCAGCGCUUCGCGUCUCCGGCGCACUUCCUCACACCCCUCCCCUGGUACCCACACCCCCUCGCCCAACGAUGUCUCCACCACCGCCUCUCCCGCUCAUAGGGAACAGGGUCUCACCGCGCGUGAAGCCCUGCGGGACCUCUUCUCUGGUGGCCCCUCGGGCGAUCACGCCGCGUGGUUCCGCCAGUUGGAUGAAGAUUAUAUUAAGCCGAAGCUGCUGCUAGACCAGUCGAAUCAUAAGGGACCGGGGGCAGUUUGA